CCACCUUCUUCCCCCCCAUCCCAGAGCAAUCCACGUCCCUAAACCGAACCCAAAAAGCUUCCCUUCCCUUGGCCUUUUCCACUUCUGCCAUUCUUCAUUUCGUGCUCUCAUCACGUUGCCUCCUUCCGCUUCCCUCGACCUGAACAAACAAGCGAACGCUAUCCUCGUGGCCAAACCUUGAAACCGGACGACAGCACGAGAGCAAUCGGCCACUUGCUUCGCCCCUCGUCUGUCCCAUUUCUCAGCUAACGGCAUUCACGACCUCGACCUUACCGUACCCUUGGUUGCUUCACCGCACGAAGUUGACUAGCGACCCUCUCUUCCUCCUUCUCCCUUCUCUCACGUAUUGCUCUCGGAGAUCUUCAUCCGCGUUUGAGCUAUCAAUAAAUCUCCUUCCCGGUCCUGCCAGUUCUUCGCUCCAGUAUACGGUUGACAGCAUCCUCCUACCUCAAUAGUCGGUGGCCAAUAUCACGAAAGCUAGCGAGCUCCCCGCCCAGAUCAUCAUCACCCUACUAGCUAGCUCCUCCCGCUGUGGUAAGUAAUAGCUCCCGUCCAUUUAUUGCCACGCGCAGCCCCAGCCCAAUUGUCAAGGUUAAGCCCAUCAAACACCGGCCUUCCCUUGCUUGUCAUCUCGCUUCAACAGCUUCUGCUCUUCGCAGCCUUCUUGUUAUCUGCACCGGACUCUUGAUACCAACUUGAGAGUCCCUGGUAUUCAUCUUAUCCCAUCUCUCCUUCCCUUGUUCACGUGGUAUCUAUUCGGAAUCUUGCCACCCUACUACGUCAGAGCUCUUCCAGCCUGUUGAACACGAUCCGCCUCAUUUCAUUUCCUUGCCUGUACCCUACGCAGUCGUUGGCCAGCGGUGUCCAGCUUGAUUGGUGCAGCCUGAACGCGGGGACGAAGCAUUAGGUGCUUCUUUACUUGCACCCUGCUCAACGACCCCACCAAUUUCGCAACAUUCUUUUAUUCACCAUCCACCCCGAAGACCUCAGCGAACCUGGCAACCCUCUGGCAACCCUCCAACAUUCCUCACACUACUGCCUGGACGUCGUGGGCCGAAGCUGAUCUGAGCACAAAUAGUUCGCAUACAGCUCUUUACCAACUUACUCGCUGUCAACGUCGUUGCAAGCUGCGCCGGCCGAAAACCUUCCUUCAGGCGAUUCGUGACGGUCUGUUUCCUCGAAUCGAAAACAUCCAUCCUUGUACAAGUAGCUAUACUGCAACCAUGUCCGGCAUGUUCAAGAGUCCUUUCGGGGCAAACGCCAAUCCUUUCGGAGGACCUACCGAUGGACCUCCUGCAGGAGGCAAUGCCAUUCACCGUGUAAUCGAAGAGGAAGAGAAUGAUACUGUUACUUCUCCGACAUCACCAAAUUUCGGUAUGAAUACUGGAAUGACUUUCAACGGCCCAUUCGGCGGUGAUGCCGCAGACGACGCCGCGCCUUCUGCGCUGAGAAGCCCACCGAACCCCGAGAGUUACCCUGCCCAGUACAAUUUUGGCCGCCGAACCUCGGUCUCUGCUGAGUCUCUCAAGCCUAGCGCCGACACAUACGACAACUGGUCGCCCCCUUAUCACGAGAAGACCAAAGAGCAGUUGGGUCGUUUGCAAACUGCCAUUGAGGGCAAUUUCUUGUUCUCCCACCUAGAUGAGGAACAGAGCGGCCAGAUUCUGGGCGCGCUGAAUGAGAAACCCAUUCCCGCCAAGGAUAUCAAGGUUAUUAGCCAAGGUGACGCGGGCGACUUCUUCUACGUUGUAGAGAAAGGGUCAUUUGACGUAUAUGUCAACAGCAGCGGUACCCUGCAGCCUGGCCCCGAGGGCAUGGGCCAGAAAGUCGGUACCAUCCAGGCAGGGGGCUCAUUUGGUGAACUGGCCUUGAUGUACAACGCUCCCCGAGCUGCGACUGUCAUCUCUGCCGAAUCUGGAUGCACCCUGUGGGCGCUCGAUCGCCUGACGUUCCGCCGUAUUCUCAUGGAGUCGACAUUCGCUCGGCGACGGAUGUACGAGAGUUUCCUCGAAGAGGUGCCUUUGCUGCAAAGCCUCACCCCGUACGAGCGAUCCAAGAUUGCCGACGCGUUGGAGACUCAGAAGUACGCCCCUGGAGAGACCAUCAUCAAGGAGGGAGACCCAGGUCACGCGUUCUUCCUUCUGGAGAGCGGUGAGGCCGAUGCCUACAAGGGCGGGGUCAAGGAAUCUGUAAAGCACUACAGCAAGGGGGAUUUCUUUGGUGAACUGGCGCUUUUGAACGAUGCCCCUCGCGCCGCUAGCAUUGUCGCGACGACGGAUGUCAAGGUUGCGAGUCUCGGCAAGAACGCCUUCCAGAGACUUCUUGGUCCCGUUGAAGGCAUCAUGAGACGGACAAAGUACGAGGAGGUCGAGAGUGGUGUUGAGGAGAUGGAUCCGCUUCAAGCAGCCUGAGAGGAACUUGAAGAUAUUUGUUUUUGCGUAUGAUCCAAGUUUGGAUGGCAGACAUUGGGAAGGUUGAAGAGGGUGAAUGUCAAGAUUCACAACGGCGUUAGGCGGAACCCCCUACCUUCGCUUCCUAAGAGACACGGCUAGUGACGUCCAG
This is a messenger RNA of Colletotrichum scovillei, 2562 nucleotides long. Its product is annotated as cAMP-dependent protein kinase regulatory subunit. Bases 1224 to 2411 code for a protein of 395 amino acids. The transcript has 2 exons. Lineage: Eukaryota; Fungi; Ascomycota; Sordariomycetes; Glomerellales; Glomerellaceae. Gene Ontology annotation, molecular function: cAMP-dependent protein kinase regulator activity. Gene Ontology annotation, cellular component: nucleus; cAMP-dependent protein kinase complex. Gene Ontology annotation, biological process: regulation of protein phosphorylation. The record is from RefSeq and is a predicted model, not a curated record.